Messenger RNA from Phaeodactylum tricornutum CCAP 1055/1, 783 nucleotides. RefSeq lists its product with no specific name. Lineage: Eukaryota; Bacillariophyta; Bacillariophyceae; Surirellales; Neidiaceae. The annotation marks the transcript as partial. The record is from RefSeq and is a predicted model, not a curated record. The transcript has a single exon.
AAGACGGCGGAGGAAAAGGAAGGCAUCGCCGAAGCGAUCAAGGCUUCGGUCAUGUUCCGCAACGUCACGGAAGAACAACGCGAAAUGAUAUUUGCCUGUAUGGAAUCGGUGCCGGUCAAGCAGGGUACCUGGGUAAUUCGGCAGAACACGGUCGGGGAUCGCUUUUAUAUCAUCGACGAAGGCCAAUUUGAAGUCCGCAUUGUCCCCGACGGUGACCAGGACGAAUCGGGACAGGGUGGUCACAUUGUCCACGUAUACGAAGGAUCCCGGGCCCGCCACGCACAUCCCAGUUUUGGUGAACUUGCGCUCAUGUACUCGGCGCCGCGUUCCGCUUCUAUCGUCGCGAAGACGGACGGGCACCUCUGGGCUCUGCACCGAUCGGCCUUUCGUCAAGUCCUGGUACAGGCCCAAGAUCACCGCAAGGGUCUCAAGAAGGCAUUGAGCGAAAUUCCGUAUUUUCAGUAUCUCGACUCGGAUGGGAUCAACAAAUUGGCCGCUAUAAUGGAUGAAGUUACCUUUGGUCGGGGCGAGACUAUUGCUCAGCAGGGCGCACAGGGUGAAAAGAUGUUCGUGAUUUCGUCCGGGCAGUGCUACAGUGAUUCGGUGUCGAAACGCGCGACUCUUAAAGGUGGCGCCUGGUUUGGCGACGAAAUUUUCUCGGGUAACGGUAUCUACAACGCAACCGUUAUGAGUCUACAAACCACUAAUCUGUGGCAAUUGGAUGCCAACGUUCUCAAGCAAACGAUGGGACCGCUUCUACAAGGUGGAAAAGCGAGUGUCUAA